AUGAUCUCAUCCUCGUUUGGGCCGAGCUUGACUCGAAGAGACACGGCCAAAUCCACCGGUGGCUAUGAUACUGUUCACGGCGCAGUCCCCCCGGUGAGCAGCGGCGGGGGUCCGUUUGGGCCGCAGAGUGCCAGUGCCAUCUACCAACAGAUCCAUGACAUGGCUGCGAAACGAAUCUCGACAUUAGACUAUUUACGGAAAGCUCUUGAGGGCCGGGUCUACUGGUUCAAUACCGUGCAUUUCUCUCGAGCGGAUAUCAGUCGCCUGCCAUAUUUCGAGGCUCGAAAGCUUUCUCGUCGAGCCGUGAACUAUCUCAUCCUGGGCCUUUCCCUCCCUCCGAUCCUUGAUGUCAAUUCCACGCCGUUCGAGUACCUCCGCGCCCUGAACGCUCUUCUCCUCGAAUUCGAAGCCUUUCAGCAGGUGCAUCCGCCCGAUGGCAGUUCUUCAUCCAGUCUUGCGAGAGCACGCAUACCACAAAUGUUCAAACGAGCGGCACAUGCCGGUACUAAGACCCGGCGAGCCAGCUCGGCAACUGAAAUCGGACUGCCCAUGCAGACCAGUGACCCUUCCGAUCUCAAGAGCGCCGCCGGAAGUAUCACGUCGCAUUCUACCGCCGCGGCUUCAGUCAUCUCAUUCCCACACACCGAGUCGUCCGACCUGCUCCCUGGCGAAGAAUAUACGUAUCUCCUAACGCCGUCACUACCCUUUGAGCCCGAUUUUUUUGAGACUUUUGCUACCCUUUGUGAUGUCUUGAUUGACUGCUAUAGUCGCAUCACAAGUUUGGUAUCGUCGCCCUCCGUUUGCACGGUGGCAUUGGGCGAGACGUUUUCCAAAGCGGAUGCGAAAUUACGAAAGAUUAUGGUUGCUGGUGCCGUCCGAGAGUUUGAAGACGCGAGCCGGCAUGGUGUCAAGACUGAGGUUGCCGGUGUCAGUCGAGUGGUUUUAGGUGGACUGCUGGGUUAA
Molecule: messenger RNA, 963 nt
Organism: Penicillium canariense
Lineage: Eukaryota; Fungi; Ascomycota; Eurotiomycetes; Eurotiales; Aspergillaceae
Exons: 2
Coding region: 1-963 (320 amino acids)
Source: RefSeq, a predicted model, not a curated record